UUCACUUUGAUUCAUUUCACUCCACUUACCUUGCCAAUACUUACAUCAUGAAGGCAGCAGCUGGAUGCCUGUUCCUAAUGCUAGCAUUAAUAUCCAUCUUCGAUGUGGAAUCAGUCUCAAAAAACACAGUUGACUGCAGCAGUUAUAAAAAAACGCCACCAGGAGACCCCAUAUUCUGCACUGCUGACUAUAACCCAAUAUGUGGUUCUGAUGGGAAAACAUAUUCUAAUGAAUGCUUUUUCUGUUCUGCUGUUAAGCAGAGUGAUGGCAAAAUCAAAUUUUCCCAUAAGGGGAAGUGUUGAAUUAAAGCAUCAGUUCUGAAAUGUCCUCCAGUACUUUCCAUUCCUGCUAGAAGAUAAUGCACAAAACAGCUCUAAUUUUCAAAAGAUUCUCCUUCAGAAUGUUGGAUCUUCAACGUUGUUUGUACUGUUGCUUUCAGAAU
Dromiciops gliroides (monito del monte) is the source of this 442-nucleotide messenger RNA. Its product is annotated as serine protease inhibitor Kazal-type 9-like. Gene Ontology annotation, molecular function: serine-type endopeptidase inhibitor activity; protein binding. Bases 48 to 302 code for a protein of 84 amino acids. The transcript has 4 exons. The record is from RefSeq and is a predicted model, not a curated record. Lineage: Eukaryota; Metazoa; Chordata; Mammalia; Microbiotheria; Microbiotheriidae.